AUGACAAGUCUCGUACUCACUACAUUGGCCGAUGUGGAACCUCAAGUACCACCUGUCGCCCCUGGCUUGCGUAAAGUGCCGCCGUACUGGUACCCAUAUAGUACAUACGCGAAAGAAAGAUGGAUUGGCCGUGAGAUACUCGAAGUUGUUUCUACGGAAUUUAGGGAUCGCUCGAUGGAAUACUAUAGAUAUGCAUUAGAUUCUGGUGUUACUACAUUAAAUCGCAAACCCGCCAAGCCUGACACAAUAAUACAAGAUGGAGACCUCAUGGAGAAUGUCGUCCACCGCCACGAACCCCCCGUGACAUCGACGCCAGUCAGGGUUCUUUUCGAGGACAAGGAGCGCGAGUUUAUCGUCGUGAAUAAACCUGGCAGCAUCCCUGUACAUGCGUCAGGGAGAUACUAUCGGAAUACUCUGGUAGAAAUUCUCAUGACCGAGUUUGGCUUGGAGAAGGUAUACACUGUGAACAGACUGGAUAGGUUGACCUCAGGGCUUAUGAUCCUUCCGACCUCCACUGAGCGCGCUCGAUCCCUGACUAAAGAGUUUAUGGAUGGUACCAUAAAGAAAGAAUACGUGGCUAGGUGUAAAGGAGAAUUCCCCAAAGAAGAAGUCGUUUGCGAGGAGCCGCUGCUGACAAUCGAUAGACAGAUGGGUUUAAACGUUGUCCAUCCAGAAGGCAAGCCAGCGAAAACUGCGUUCAUUCGAAUUCGAUAUGACUCAAAAACUGACAGUAGCGUCGUCCUUUGCAAGCCUAUGACGGGUCGCUCACACCAAAUUCGCGUUCACCUGCAAUACUUGGGACACCCCAUCGCCAAUGAUCCUGUGUAUUCUGAGACCAAAAUCUGGGGCGCCGGCCUAGGAAGAGGUGGCGUUGAUCUCACUCCCAGUGAUGAGCGGUCCGCCCCCGCUCCACCUCCACAUCUUAAAGACAGCACCGAGCUCGACGGUAGUCCUGAGUCACUGGUCAAGGGCGGCGCCUCGUCUGCCUUGAUGUCUGGAACUAAACUUUUACCUCGAGAAACGGGGCGCGACAUUGGUAUGGGAUCACCUGUACCACUUUCCAGUGAAGCUGUAGGAAUCAUUACACGUUUAAGAAACAUGAAGGACGAAUCUGAAGACUGGAGCAGGUGGCGAGAUGUCGUUUUCCGCGCGAAGGAACCAUUACGGCCGCAGCAUUGGGCGUUAAAACCUCCGCCUCCACGUAACAAAAGGAAAAAGGGGAAGUCCGAGUCCGUCGAUGAGACUUUGAACGUGUUCAGGUCAGGAGAAAGCCCGAUUACACCAACAACUCCCGAUGAAGCCAUUCUCGCUACGAAUGCAGAACCAGAGACUAAACUACCUCAAUUUUCCCUGGACGAGGCAUUGGAGCGCGCGCAGGGAUUGGCACCUGUGGUGCAGAUUCCGUUAGUGGAAGCUGGCCAGCAUUACUGCCCCGAGUGCUACUUGCCGCUUCAUCCAGAUCCCAAACCAGAAAAGCUGUAUAUAUUUCUUCAUGCAUUGAGGUAUACCACGAGCUUGGGUGCAUUUGAGACAGAAAUGCCCGAAUGGAGUGCGCCAGACUGGGACUGGGAUAGAUCGAGUUCAUAG
Messenger RNA from Guyanagaster necrorhizus, 1587 nucleotides. RefSeq names its product pseudouridine synthase. Gene Ontology annotation, biological process: enzyme-directed rRNA pseudouridine synthesis. The transcript has 11 exons. Gene Ontology annotation, molecular function: RNA binding; pseudouridine synthase activity. The record is from RefSeq and is a predicted model, not a curated record. Lineage: Eukaryota; Fungi; Basidiomycota; Agaricomycetes; Agaricales; Physalacriaceae. The coding region runs from base 1 to 1587 and encodes 528 amino acids.